CGGGCGUCAGACACCAGCGACUCGAGGCUAGUGCGCUACAACAGGAAGCCCUGUUGUUAUCCUCAGCCAGACAACAUGGGAAAGCAGAGCGCCCAAACGUGACUCUGCCCUCCAUUGCACUGUACGCUCUCUCCCAUCAUUCAGGGACUGAUGGAUGCUGCUCGGAGCAGCCUGCCCUGUUCCUCUGGACGGGACGAGCCGCCGCGAGAAGGGACAGCGGGACCGUCAGAGUCCCCCGUGCACCUGUUCACCAUGCAGGACGUCCUGUCAGACAUCCAGGGGAUGGUGGAACGGAGCCAUAUUAUCAACAGGACACCACACAUGGAUUUAACUUGCCUGAAGUCGUGUUCUGGUGAAUCAGAGAUCCAUUUGACGCGGACCAUUUCCAGGGCUCUGGGAUGCCGGUACCAGCCAGCCCAGCUCAAUGUACCGGCCAUGCUCAAACAACUGGAGGAGGCAAAGGACUAUAGGCGCUGUGUGCAGGAGCAAGUGGCGGACAUGAAGCGUGCUAGCACGUGCAGGACGAGCCAAGACACGGAACCCUUGGGGACCGCGGAGGAGCAAUGGAGCAUGGCUCUGCUGGAUGCCGCUGCCACAGUGCAUGUCAAGGCAGCACAACUGGAACAGGUCACCCUGUAUCACAACCAGAUGGAAAACAUCAGGUCGUUCCUAAAGAGGCUCACUGGGGAAAUGGCGAAGCUGAGCUUAGAUGUUUUAGGUAGCAGCUCCGUCCAAGCCGAAAAGAUCAGUGCUCUUUUGCAAACGAUGGAGCAGAAGAAAGACAUGAUUACGGAGCUGCUCCAUUCAAGUAGUGAACUUUCACCCCAUUUGAGGGAGGCUGAAAGUUCAGGUGUUCUUCUUGCCCAACUCGGGUAUCUCCAGGAAGAAUGGAGACUUCUGGAAGGCACUUUUAAAAGAGCUCUCAGGCAUGCCUCCGCAUCCUUCUCUCAGUCGUCUCAUCUUUUGAAAAUGGCCCAGCAUCUGCAUGGCAGGGUAACAACUCUCCAGAAGACUUGCGCUGGCCUGCAAUCCUCAGAGGAAAGCCAUGGCAGCCCAUGCAGCCUGAUUCUACAACUGACCUGCCUGAAGGCCGACAUAAAAAUACACAAUCAGCAUUAUCUCCAUAUUCAAUCACAGUCAGAUACCUUAUGCCAAUUUUCUUUGGGUCGGAAGGAGAAGGAUGAGAUGGGGUGUGUUCUACAGGAGUUGCGAUGCUCACUGAAUGUCACAAAGAGGCAGCUUGAGGAUCUCAAACCUGGUAUAGGUGGGACUCCAUUACCUAAACACCUCAUGUUGUUGGAGGAUUUGGCUACAUCUGCCAAACACGCAGAAAACCAAGUCGCAAUGGGGCAAACUUUACCUCUUUUCCCUGAAGAGGCCGAAAUCCAAAUUGGGGAAAUGCGGAAACUGCGAUCCAAAACUUUAUCCAAACAAUUACAAUUGAAGUAUUUGGUCAUUGGUAUUGAUAAAAAUAACUCUGAUGUUUUGAACUCAGUAAAGAUGGUAGAAGAUCUGUAUGAAGCCUUCGAUGAAAGCUCAGCUCAUUUCCUGGAGCAUGCAGAGAAAAGCCUGCAGGAAAGGGAGGAUCUAUUCCACAAGCUUACUAGCUUUGACACCUGGCAAGCAGACAAACACAUCUCCAAAAACCCUCGCAUUCAUAUUGAGAAUGCUUCAAAAGUUGAAAUGGUAGAGUUAAAUAGACAGCUAGGUGUUCACAAAUUGGCCACAGACAAGAUUGAAAAACAAAUGGCCAGGGUAGCCAUUUUGAUAGAGAACUGUAGGAAAACUGCCAUAGAGUUGAAUCCUGCUGAGGCCAGAUAUCUUAUUAACAGGCUCUCAGGGCUCUGGACAGAAUUUGAUGGACUGGUGGCUCAUGAGCGUGUAAGUAGCUGGGAGUUAGAAGAGCUUAUUCACGAGCGUACCUCUUCUAAUGAGGAACUAGCAAGCAUUCAAGCUAGCCUAAAGAAGAUAUCUGCAGAUCUUGAUGGCCAAAGCUUCCCUUUGACGGCAGAAGCCAUCUCUGCAGCUAAGCGGAUGACACAUUUGCUAAUGGAGCAUCAGUUCCAAGUGCAGGAACUUCAGCACUGUCACGAGGCGAAGCGAAGCUCAAUGAUGUGUGACAUUGGUGAGCUUCAAGACAGAUGUAAAACUCUAACUGUCCAUGCCAUGGAGCAGGAAAAGUAUUUUCACCUCCUGAAAGAAAUGGACAAAUCCCGGCACAUUGCUGAAGGUCAAAUCCAGUGUUCAUUCACCCAAGCUGCAAGCUUGGGUGAAAGAUUCAGACUUUGCCAAACUCUUUUAGUUGAACUUCCCCUAGUGAAGACACAGUGCCAAGAGGCGGCUGACCAAUUGGAAGUCAUAGCUCAAAACCUGAACGCUUCAGAGCUCCAAUCAGAGAGGCAGAGGAUUCUGCACACAGUGGAAUCCCUGGUGGCCUGGGAGCACGCUGUGACGGAGAACGUCCAUAACUUGGAGGGCAAGCUUCUGGAAGAUCUCCGUCUCUGCACCGAGCUUCCCAAUAUGACAGACCAUGUCCGAAGAACCAAACAGGAGCUAUUGGAGGUUGAACCAGUGACCCCAGAGGAGAAAGCCAUUGAUGCUGCAUUACAAAGGUUUUGGGUUAUUCUGAGAAACCUGGAGUCUUGGAUGCGGGUGGUCGAAGCUUUGGUGCGGAAAGAGAAGUGUAACCUCAGGACCCUUGAAGAACUGAAAUCCCUAACAGAUGCAUGUAUGCAUGACUGCCAUUCAAAGAUGGAGGACUUGGCCCAUGCUCGAGAGGCCCUUAAGGACUACCACUGGGCUGCUCAGGGGGCCCUAUCCUUCCUCCACAACGCCGAAGCUACCUUCUUGUCAGCGCCUGGUGGGUUUUUGGACUGUGCCGAGGAACAAAAAGAGACCCAGGAGGCUCUCGCCUCACUCAAGGAUGUCCUGCAGGCUCACAUUAGCCAUCUAGUGGAACUGGUGCCAAAACACCCCUGUCUCUCAAGCAAGAAGACAGAGCAGCUCCAUAUUGGGGUUCUGAGCCACCUGUUGGUGGGCAGAGCCAUACUCGAGGCACAAGCACAGCUCAGACUGGAGGCCCUGGAGAGGUGUGCAAGAACACAACAGAGUCACUGGAUGUGUCACAAACAAUUACGACAGCUUCUGUCCAGCUUUGAGGCAAGUCUGUCUGAGUGUUGCUCCGAGCGAGUGACCUCCUACGUCCAGUGUGAUGCCCAGCAAAACAGAGCUAAGUCCCUGAUGGGGGAGCUGCACAGCCUGGCUGGGCAGCUAGAGGACCUGCGGGCCGGCUGUCCCAUGCAGGGCUGCAGGGCGGGCAAGGAGGGGGAGCUGAGCGCCCUCUGGAGACACUGGGCACUGCUGUGUCGGGGGGUGGGCCUCCUGCUGGCCCACUCGGAGCAGAGGAGAGCCGAGUGGGGGGACAUCAACACCAGCAUGGAGCAAUGCGGUAGCUCCCUGGCGAGGCAUCAGGCAGAGCUUCCUGAUUCCUCCUCCACUGGGGCCCCCGCCGCUCAGCCGCACGCCAACGAGUCAUUAUCCCAGGCAAAGAUGCACCCGGCUGGCUUGGAGCAGGGGCAGCGGUCCUUCACCUCCCUGGAGCACCGUCUACAGCAUGCCCUCAGCCUUUCUGGGCCACAGGACCCAGGCAGCUCCGGGCCCUUGGGCCAACAACUGGAGGAGGUCCAGGAGACUGUGAAAAGCUUGACAGAACCAAACAUGCUGGUGGUGCGACCAGCCCUCGCUGAAGAGCAGGUGAUGCGGCGGUCCCAGGAGGAGAUACGGGAGGUGGAGGACCGGGUGGAGGCAUUGCUCCUCCCUCUGGAAUCCUGUUUCAACCUGCAGCAGGGAAAGAUGGGACACGUAAAGGACGCCAGGCAGGUCUUAGCUUUGCAGAGGGCUAAACUCUGCAGGGUCGGUGAGGAGCUGGGCAGCAGGUACCCAGAGGUGCCUGCAGACAUUGGCCGACGGCUCGGUGAAGCCCAGCACGCCGUUCGGACAGCGGAGGAGAAGCUCUUGGAGAGGAGCGAUCCGUUCCAUAAGCUGAGCAGCAGUGCGCUGGAGGUCAGCGUCUCCCUGGAGGCGCUGAAGACGCUGCUGGACACCAGAAGUCCUUCCUUCCCCGAAGCUCAAGACAAGCUCAAGCACGUGUGGGACGAGCUGGACACACAGCACAGCCGGCUGGGGGUCCUGGAGAGCGAGGCCCAGGACCUGGCAGAGGAGCGCCCCCAGCAGGGCCACCUCCUCAUGGACCGGCUCAGCGGGCCCCUGCAGCUCUACCAGGACACGGCCCAGCUGGCCGAGCAGCGCACCGCCUUCCUGGCCCGGAUUCCGGCCUUCCUUCAGGAGUUUGAGGACAUCCUGCACAGCGCCACCUGUUGGCUCGGGGACGCUCAGUCGUGGAUCAGUGCUCCCUGUACUUACUCUACAGCCAGGAGCCUCCACAGCCAUGCCAAGUCCCUCCAGCUGGUCCUUGAAGACUCGGAGAGGACCAGAGCCACCCUUGGGAGCUUGGGGCUGCUGUUCCAGGUGAUGUCUGCGGUCUGGGACACCAGAGCGCUGGAGCAGAGGCUGGCCUGGACAGAGCGCCAGGUGGAGGGCAUGCAGCACAAUGUGUACGAGCCCAUGGAGCAGCUCCUGCACAUUGCCACAGAAAUUGAUGCCAUGGAAUUAGAGGUGAAGACUAUGGAAAAGAAUGCGACGAAGAUCAGAUCCAUUUUAACCACCAUGAGCAGCAGGAACAUCUCAGAGGCAGAGUGCCUCGAAAGCCGACAGGUGAUCCUGGACAACCUACAGUCCAUGCAGGGGACCCUGGAGGAGAUUGAGCAGUGCAAGGGCGAGCUGCAGCUCCCAGCAGGGGCGCUGGACACGCUCACCGUCUUCCCCAGGGCACAGCUGCUGCUGCAGUCCCUCCAGGAGCUGCAGGAGUGGACCCAGCGGCAGGGCACACUGCAGGAGGGCCCUGUUGAGGUACUCAGCUCUGAGGAAGAGGAGGGUGAGGGCGUGGAGCAGCGGUACCAUUCGUCCUCCUCUGAAACCCUCACAUGCAGUCUCCCAGAGGACCCCGAAGAGAGCUUUAUUCAACUACAGGAUAUGGAGACAGAUGCAGACACUGCCCGAUGCCUUGGAGACGCUAAGGAUAUUCCUGGAACUCAACCACUCCAAGACGAGCCGGCUCCUUGGAGUGUGGCCUGGCAGCCUUGGCCUGAAGCAGAGCCGAUCUUAACCACCACCACGCGGGACGGGUCCUGGCCUGCGAUGGUUGGUGCUGAUAGAGCAGCGUCAGGGGAAGAAACUGGAUUACCGCUGGCUAUUGAACCCAGGCUUGUGUCCAACACAGAGACCAGUCUUGCUGCUAUGUCGAACCCCGCCAUGGUGUCAGAUGAGCACAGACACUCACCGUACAUCGAUGAGACGUGUCAACGCGUAGAUCCACAGCAGUCUUUGGCAGUUGAUGCACCAGGGUUUCUUGCCGCAAGAACUCCAAAUGCCUUCACAGCCAGAGGACCAUCCGUGAACGCAUCACGGAACAGGCCCGAACGUCUCACUGGAUCGUUGACCUCUCACCAAGACUUGGUGACCCAGGAUGAGGUUAUUGAUCCCAGAGCAGACAUUAAGGCCGGGGCCACUCUGGGCAGUGUGGUGGAUGUAGAAGAUAUCGCAAAGACACAAACCCAUGAUGCAAUGCAGGACCAUAAACCAGGGAUGUCCAAUGAUGACGAAGAAGAAGCACAACGAGAAGAAGAAGACGAGCAGAAGCGAAACACUGUCUCUGCCGAGAUCUCUCACAACCUCAGAGCUGUGAUCCACAGCAGAAACAGAGAGGAUGUGGAACAGGUCGAGGAGAGGCGAGAGGAGACAGGUGUGCCACAGGAAUCCCAGGAGGCUACAAUUAUGCUUCAGGAAUUUGUCUGUACAAUGGAAAGAGAGAUUGGUAUGAGGCACACAGACAGCUUGCUUUGGUUGGUGGAGGACUUUGAUAUUGGACGGAGUGAACCACACCCCACUCUCAAGUCUGUGCCUAGUUUGGAGUGGCUCGAGGGGACCUCCGAAAUGGCCCCUGAGGAACAGUCUGAGCUACGGCGGAUUUCCAGCUCGUUCCUGCACAGAUUAACAUGCUUAUUAGACCUGGGAGACGGACGCACAAGAGCAUGGCGGACUGGCCACGGACAAAGUCUGCAUCUCCCCUCCAGAAGCAAAUUCUUGCGGGUUCUGGGAACCCAGUUGGCCGUGGCGCAGCAUGUGUUCCAGCGAGAGCCACAGGCCCUGGAGGGUACUGAGGAGGCUGUCUGGGCCCAGCUGGAGCUCAGGGCCAGAGCGGUGCUGCAACAUGCGCUGGAUCAGGAAGUCACAUCGCAAAGCACACUUCAGGCCAGCAGCGAGUGGGAGGGGGGGCGUGGCCGGAUGGGCGCGCUGCUGGAGGAGUUGGACGGCGUGGCGAGCGCGGGACCGCCGGAGGGGGAGGACGACUCGGAGCUGUACUCUGUGGAGCAUGUGCGGACACGAGUCGGAGCCUGCGAGGACGUGCUAGUCCAGCUGGAGCAGAGCAGGGCGGCCUUGGGCUGUCUGCUAGACCAGAGACAGCUAUUGGUGCUUCCGCCGCCAACCGACGCAGAAGGCAGUACCUCAGUCGGCCCAACAGGGGGAGCUCUGGAGCUGCAGUGGCGGAGCAUCCAAAGGCGGACAGAGCAGGAGAUCAGGCGUUGCCAGGAGAUUCAGCGGAGCUGGGCCAGACUGCAGAGCGAGAGCCAAUCUCUGGGGGAGUGGCUGGCGGGGGUCCGAGGGCCACUGGAGACGUGGUGUGGGCUGGCCGACAGCGCUGCAGGGGGGAAGGAGAGCAACAUUCACAGCCACCUCACCCAGCUCCUGGAUUUCUCCAUGGAGGUGGAGGCCAGGGCGGCUCAGAAGGCAUCUAUAGCCAGGGAAGGAGCUCUCCUCCUGGGCUUGAGAGAGGCAGACAGUCCCUGGCUGCGUGGUCUGCUCAGUGCGCUGGAAGUCACCUGGAGCCAGCAUACAUCUGACCUGGCCAAGGCCCAGGAACGGCUGCAGCAGCUGGUCGUGGUUGUCUGGCCCCCGUCGGAGCUGCUCUCUGACCUGCGGGGCUGGGUGGAGAAGGUGGAGAACAGGCUUGGGGAGGAAAGGGUGAAAGCCUUCCAGGCCACAGAUGCCUCCCAGCUGGCCGACACCCUACAGCACCUCCAGGAGCUGAAUGUGGGCGUGAGCUGUGGUCAGGUGUUGCUGGACUUCCUGUGGCAGUCUGGGCCGCCAAAAGCAGAUCCGGCAGACAUCUGCGUGUUCAGUUGGGAACGCACUCUCUUCACCGAGACGAUCGGCGAACUCAGCUCGAGCUGGGCGUGCCUACAGGGGGAGCUAAUGAGUCAGAUCCGCUUGGUGGGAGAUAUGCAUCACAUGUGCUCCCACAGAGAAAUGCGAUUGGGGCGUAUUGGUGACUGGCUCGCACGUCAAGCUGCCGAGUUGGAGCGGUGGGAUCGCCCCGCCAGUCAAACCGAGGCUCGCAAGGCCCUGCUCGAGUGCCAGGCCAUUGAGGGGAGAGAAAAGGAGGUGAGGGCAACAGUGCAGGAGCUGCAGGAGCUGCAGGAGCUGCGUGCUUGUGAGCCGGAGGACCCCCAGCAGGAGCAAGAGACACAGCAGCGGCAGGAGAAUCCCAGGGACAGUGCGUUUGCUUCACGGGUAGUGGGCGCCACUCAAGCCUGCAUGGCGCUGACCCAGAAGGCGGAGGCUCUUCGACCAGCUCUAGAACGCAUCCUGGUUGAGUGGAGUCAAUUGGAGACAGAUUUGAGCGAAGUCUCCCUCUACACCACCAGGCUGCGCUGUGUCCUGCAGCAGCUGCUGCACACACCUGCAUUCUCACCCAAGCAAGUCCAGAAGCAGUUGGAGGAGCUUAAGCAACUGCAGGAGGGUGCUGGGAAAGGGGUCAAGCUGUGUGUAGCAGUGGACCAAUCAUAUCAGGCUCUGGAAGGAAAAGUCAAUGACGUCACAGCCAGGUUACUCAAAGAGCGGAUUGAAGGAGAGCAAAGAAGGUGGGAGGAGGCGAGGCUGGAGGUGGUGGCGGCCGUCCGGGGGACUGGCCAGACGCUGGCCCUGUGGCAGGGCUACGUGCAGCAGCGCGACAGCUGCACUCUGGCUCUGCAGCAGGCGCGGCUCCAGUGGGAGGAGCCACGGAAGGCCCCUCCCGCCCCACAUCGGGUUGCACACACCAGUGGGGGCUCCACCGAGGACUUCAUUGAGGACUUGCAACGCAGCGGAGGGGAUGUGGCGGCGGCCGCACGGCCUUUGAUCGCACUACUAGAACCCCUGGCAGCCAAUCAGAUACAGGCUGAGGUUGCAGUGUUGUCAGGUGACAUCCUGCUCAUGGUCCAAGCAGUAUCCAGAGAGGAGGCCCGCCGGCAGGAGGAUUUGGAGCUCCACCAGAGAUUUUGUCGGGGUUUGGAAGCGGUCGAGCUGCAGACACAGGAACUGGCGAAUGGGCCAACCCCGGGAGCACGUCACCUGGAGUCUGCUCAGAAGACCGUGCAGGAUCUCAGCGGCCUGUGCCUGCCCCUCAUGGAGCUGAGUGAGCUGAGUGGCCGUGGUCAGAGGGGCCGUGGCGAAGGGGAGCGACUGGGAGUGCUCUGGAGACAAUGGGCCGAGGGCCUGACUCACGCGGCUGACAUAUACCAGGAGAUGACCAUAGCAUCCUGUAGUUCACAGAGCUUUCAGCAGAAGUCUGAUAGGUUAGCGAUCAUCCAGGGAGCAGUCAAGGAAGCCUUGGGGACCAGAGACACUGGAAGAUCCUCCAGCCUUCUGAAGAGGCUGGCUACACAUCAGAGGCUUGUCGUUGAACUGGUAACUGGCCAGUGGCUCCUGGGGGCCCUUUUCAGGGACUCUGUCGGCCUCCAGACAAACACCACAGAAGAAGAAAGGGUGGAGCUCCUGACCAGCCUGGGCCGGCUGAGGGAGGGCUGGCAGCGUGGCUGUGUGGCCGGGGCUGCAGAGCGCAGGGCCCGGCUGGGGGAGGAGCUCUCCCUCUGGAGGGGCUACCAGCAGCGGUCCAGGCUGCUCUGGAGGGUCCUUAGGUCCCCCCAGCCCGACCCCCAGCCCGACCCCGGCGGGGGGACGCCCUGCACGCUGCGGCGGCUACGGCGCGCCCACGACGGCUACAAGCGGCUGGAGGAAACCAUGGCCACACACGGCCCUGUUUACGGGCAGACCCUCGAGGUGGGGAGAAGGCUGUGUGCGUCCACAACAACAUCAACAGAGCCUGCUGAUCACGGACAACUAUUCCAAGAGCUCCGGUGUCUGGAGGAGGCGUGGGAGCAGACCAGCACCCUGCUGGGAAGGAGAACGGCCCUGGUUAACACUGUGCUUCAGGAAUGGUCGCUGUUUGGGGACAAGUUGGUCGUCUGUGGGCGUCAGCUUGAUGACCUGAAGCAGAGCCUGGAGCAGCCAAUGGGGAGCGAGGAUCCUGAGGUGGUAGAGAGGCUACUCAGGGAGAGCGAGGUGUCUCUGGGGCGCGCGUGCACGGCCCUGACGGAGCUGGACGGCGCCAAGACGGAGCUGUGGCGCUGCGUGGCGGCCGGCGACACGGCGCUGCUGGAGGGACAGCUGCAGCUGCUGCACCAGCAGUGGGAGGAACUCUGCACCAAGGUGUCGUCGCGCAGGCAGGAGAUCACGGACCGCCUGGACGCCUGGACCCUCUUCAACGACAAGAACAAGGAGCUGUGUGACUGGCUGACGGGCAUGGAGGGCAAGGUGCUCCACCACGACGGGGAGGUGGGCAUCCAGGAGAUGGUGGAGAAGCUCAAGAAGGACUGCAUGGAGGAGAUGAACUUGUUCAGCGAGAACAAGAAGCACCUGCAGCAGCUGGGCGAGACACUGCUGCAGGCCAGCGGGCAGGCCCAGCACGGCACGCUCCACAGCAGUCUGCAGGAGGUCAACCAGCGCUGGCACAAGCUCUUCCACAGCAUCCAGACCAGGGUGAGGAAGCUGAAGGAGACGCUGACGACGGUGCAGCAGCUGGAUAAGAACAUGAGCAGCCUGCGCUCCUGGCUGUCCCGCGUGGAGGCCCAGCUGUACCGGCCCGUCUCCUACAGCGUCUGCCACCACCAGGAGGUCCAGCACCGGCUCGCCGAGAACCAGGAGCUCCAGCGGGACAUCGAGCAGCACAUGGAGGGCGUGGCGUCGGUGCUCAGCCUGUGUGACGUGCUGCAGGGGGACGAGGACGCCGAGGGCGAGGGGGACUCCCUGCUGGAGACCAGCCGCAGCCUGGACCAGCGCUGGAGGGCCAUCUGCGCCCUGGCCCUGGACCGCAGGCUCAGGAUCGAGGAGACAUGGAGGCUGUGGGGUAAAUUCCUUGACGACUACGCACGCUUUGAAGAUUGGCUCAAGAUGGCGGAGCGCACGGCCGCCAAGCCCAACUCCACCGACGUCCUGUACACGGUCGCCAAGCAGGAGCUCAAGAAGUUUGAGAGUUUCCAGAGGCAGGUGAACGAGCGGCUGACCCAGCUGGAGCUGGUCAACAGCCAGUACCGCCGGCUGGCCAGGGAGAACCGCACCGACCGGGCCAGCCAGCUCAGGGCCAUGGUGCACCAGGGCAACCAGCGCUGGGACAGCCUGCACCGCAGAGUGGCCGCCAUCCUGCGCCGGCUCAAGCACUUCACGGGCCAGCGGGAGGACUUUGAGAGCACCAGGGAGAGCAUGCUGGUGUGGCUGACGGAGCUGGACCUGCAGCUCACCAACGUGGAGCACUUCUCCCAGAGCGACGUCCGCCACAAGAUAGAGCAGCUCAACGGCUUCCAGAAGGAGAUCACCCUGAACACGGAGCGCAUCGACGGCCUCAUCGUGUUUGGCGAGGGCCUGAUCCAGAAGAGCUCCCCCAUGGACGCGGCCGUCAUCGAGGAGGAGCUGGAGGAGCUGCACGCGUACUGCCAGGAGGUGUUCAGCAGGCUGGUCCGCUUCCACCAGCGCCUCAGCACCACCCCGGCGGAGGAGCCGGAGCCCUUCUACAACAGCGUGACGCUGGAGGAGAGCCUGGAGCUGAUAGGCCGGCCGUGGCUGGGGCGGGGCAGCCUGCCGGCCACGCCCACUCACCUGCUGAGCUCGCCGAUGGAGCGCUCGGGCUGCGGCACCCCGGUCAGCGUGGACUCCCUGCCGCUGGAGUGGGACCACACAGGGGACGUCGGGGGGUCCUCCACUCAGGAGGAGGACGAGGAGGAGGGAGAGCUGGAGGAGGGGGACGACGAGGACGAGGAGGGGAUGUACUUCAGCGUGCUUUCAGACUUGGAGAGGAGUGAAAGCGAGGAGGAGUAUGUGGACGUGGCCGGAGAAUGGCCCCUAGAAGGCCCCCUAUCGGCUCCCAGCAGGUCCAUGCGGGUGGAGGCCCAGUCUCCACGCUGGCAGACCGCCGACGACGUGGACACCUUGGACACCUCUGAGCGGCCACCAGCGCUGCUCACCAGCACGCCGCAGAAACACAGCUAUCUGCGGCUGCUGUCAGAGUGCAGUGGGAGUUCUGAGGACAUUAAGAGGGUCUCUCUGGUCCGGGAUAGCGAGGAGCAGCUGGAGACCCCGCCGCAAGCAGGGCUUACCUCCACAGACGCACAGCCAGUGGGGAUGGAGUCCUGGAUGGACGUGCCCGAGGUUCAGUCCAGGAUCCACCCGCCGCGGCCGGCUCCACAGGAACCCAGGACCCACAUGACCUCUGACCUGGUGGAGGAGGUGACCUCCUGGCUGGCACUGGUGGGGCCGGAGCUGGAGCUGAUCCAGCGCCGCGACCCCGCCACCAGCAUCCCGGACCUGGAGGCGCGGGUCAAACGCCUCAAGGAGAUGCAGCGCGAGUUUGCUGGCUACCAGUCCGUGGUUGGUGAUGCCGGAGGGCUUCUGCGGGCUGGAGCUGCUCUGGAUGGGGGGGAGACGGAGGGGAGCCUACUGGGGGAGCUGAACCGGGGCUGGGGCCAGGCGUGCACUGGCCUCCAGGACUGGGAGCACAGUCUCAGGACCAAUCUCCUGCACUGUCAGGAGUUCAACGGAGCCCUCCACUCCUUGCUGCUGUGGUUGGCCCAGGCAGAGAGCAAAUGCCACGCUGUGGACAUCAGCCAAUCACACGCCCCGCUCCGCAGCCUUCGGCAGCAUCGCUGCACGCUCAGCGUUCUCCAGGCUGAUCUGAGGAGCCGGCAGUCGGAGCAGCGCUCCCUGCAGGUGCUGUGGUCUCAGCUGCAGCCCCGUCACGGCCCCACCGCCGAGGGAACGGAGGCCCAGGAGAAGCUGCACGUCACGGCCAGCAAGCUCCGGUCGCUCCUGAGGCACGUGGAGCGCGACCUGAGCCGCCUGGACCAGCGUAUGGACUGUGAGUCUGCGUUGUCCUCUUCAGCUGAAGGAGGAGGAGGAGGAGGAGGAGGAGGAAGGGGCCAGAGUGCAUUUGUUGCUUCUCCACAGGAGCGGGAACACUCAAGGAAGCACUCCUCUAAAAGGCAGAGGACGGGCGGAGCCCCCCCUUCCCCACCUCCUCCCCGUCGCUCCUUCCUCUGCCGGGUGCUGCGCGUGGCCCUCCCCCUGCACCUCCUCCUCCUCCUGCUGCUGCUGGGGCUGUGCUGCCUGGUGCCCCGGCCUGCCAGCGACCCCGGCUGCUCCCUCACCAACAGCCUCGCCCGCUCCUUCUACCCCAUGCUGCGCUACACCAACGGACCCCCGCCCACAUGAUGACCCCCCCCCCUCCCCCCCAUGGAAACAUGAGAUCUAUAAAGACAUGGACAUUUGGUGGACGUUUUUCUUCACCGAUUUCCUCUUUGGGGAACCAUGAGUUUAGAUCGGAGGACGAGCCGGGAUGGGUGGGUCCUGCAGUGAGAUCCUAACCCCUGACCUUGGGAAUGAUGACGCCCUUUGACACUAUUACCGUUUGAGAUGGUAGUAGUGGCCACACACACACACACACACACACACACACACACACACACACACACACACACACACACACACACACACACACACACACACACACACACACACACACACACACACACACACACACACACACACACACACACAUUUGCAGGAACAUUCAGUCCCAAAUGCAGGAGUCUCUGCUGUAUGUAUUCUGCUAGAAUCCCACUUUCUCAAUGUUCAGGACUUACUUCCGAGGAAGAGCGUUCGGAGAGGUCAUUUUCAAGGAAUUGUAUUUUUUGUUUCUACCAUGUCUCACUUUAAGAAUGUUAGAACGGGUUUUAUAUAUUUAAUUUAAAAAUUGUAUGAAUUUAUUCUGCCGAUAAACACUGUUUCUCUUACACAAUGUGUGUGUUGCUUCAGGUCUUUAACAGCAAACACAAAAAAUGCAUAUAGCACAAUACAUAGUGAUAUUUGACUUGGUCUGAGCAGGCUAGAUUUUUGGAUUAUUUCGAGUGAAAUGUAAUGUCUACAUUGAUGGGUGUCAUAGUUGUCAGUAAACCUUGCCUAUCAAUUGAUUCCCGACAUAUAUGUGUCCAUUAUUCCCUUAGUGUAACAUUCAAUAAAAAUAUAUUCGCAUUAAUGUUCUCCAAACCCAAUUUCAAAUAGCAUUUUCUAUUGAUCAUGUGGCAGGCAAGUUCAGCUAGUUCAUCAAGUUAACUAAAAGUAGGAAAUGUUUUAAUAUGAAUGUGUAGUGUUUCAUUAUAUUUGAUGGUUCAGUUAGUGCGUAGUGUGUUUACGUUUCCAUGGAGAUAGACUUCACCCAAUGUCACUUUCAGAGGCAAAAGUAUGUGAGCUUUUAAUAUACCGAAUACCAAAUACUCUUAAAAUAGGCUGCUUUUUGUAACUUAUUAAAA
Molecule: messenger RNA, 13793 nt
Organism: Gadus morhua (Atlantic cod)
Lineage: Eukaryota; Metazoa; Chordata; Actinopteri; Gadiformes; Gadidae
Gene: syne2a
Product: spectrin repeat containing, nuclear envelope 2a
Exons: 64
Coding region: 151-12696 (4181 amino acids)
Cellular component (GO): membrane
Molecular function (GO): protein binding
Source: RefSeq, a predicted model, not a curated record